Molecule: messenger RNA, 2485 nt
Organism: Nilaparvata lugens (brown planthopper)
Lineage: Eukaryota; Metazoa; Arthropoda; Insecta; Hemiptera; Delphacidae
Product: gastrula zinc finger protein XlCGF57.1-like
Exons: 5
Coding region: 258-1865 (535 amino acids)
Biological process (GO): regulation of transcription by RNA polymerase II
Cellular component (GO): nucleus
Molecular function (GO): RNA polymerase II cis-regulatory region sequence-specific DNA binding; DNA-binding transcription factor activity, RNA polymerase II-specific
Source: RefSeq, a predicted model, not a curated record
GACAGAUAAAUCAUAAAUUUAAUCGUUUCUUUAUAAUAUUUAAUAUAAUUUAUUAUUUAAGCUUUACAAUAGUUUGUAUUUCUCAUAAUUACAUUCAACAAUCUUCAAUGUUCUGAUAGUCACAGUCUGUGUUCACUGUUCGCGGUGUUCUCUGAUUGGAGGUUACUGAUAAAUAUAAUAAUUUUAUCCACUUUUUUGAGUAUACUUUGAAUGGAUUUCAGAUCAAGGAAGAAAUUGAAGCAUUCCUGAUUGCUCCAAUGGAUAUUGGCAGAAGCGCCCAUGAAUUAUCCUUGAAGGAUGAAUUAGAAUAUGAGAAUCAGUCAAAAAUGUCCACAUGUGACCAAAUAACAGAUAGCAAAUCACCAGUCUCAGAGCACAAUUCAUUGAGUGGAGAAUCAGAUUCCAGGCUGACUAAGGCCAUUGAAAAAGAAGUGUGUGGUGGUAGAAUAGCCGAAGUAGUAUCAGUAAGGUUGGAGGAUUCGUUUGAAGGCUGCGAUAAACAGAAGUUAUGUCCAUACCAGAUGGCGACAGUUACUGUUAAAAAGGAGGAGGAGGAGGAGGAGGAGGAUGAUGAUGAUAGAAGCCAGCAACCAGCUGCAGUGGAAGAUGAUUGCAGCCAACAACAUUAUCUAAUCCCUGGCUACAACAUGAUCUUUAUCAAAGAGGAGGCAUAUGACGAUCAAGAGGCUGAAGGAAGUGCAGUGAAGAGUGAACCAGAGAUGUGGCCUUCAAACUGCAGCACAUCUGUCCGAGACUAUGCAACAGAAGUGGGUGGACUGAAUGAGCAUUCAAUCUCUCCAGUGGAAAAGUGCACUGAGUCAUCUGUGGCUGGUGAACAGACCAAGCUCUACAGCUGUGCUCACUGUAGCUAUAAAACACCACAGUUUGGUAAUUUGAAGAUACACAUUAGAAAACACACUGGAGAAAAACCAUUCAAUUGCAAGUUUUGUGACUACAAAAGUUCUGAGCUAGGUAGAUUGAAAAUACAUAUCAGAACACAUACUGGAGAAAAACCUUUCAGCUGCAAGUUUUGUGAAUAUAAAUGUGCUGAUUCAAGUAGUUUAAAAAAACAUUUCAGAACUCAUACAGGAGAAAAACCUUUCAGCUGCGAGUUUUGUAACUUCAAAAGUGCUAGGUCAGGUGAUUUGAAGAAGCAUAUCAGAACACAUACUGGAGAAAAACUGUUCAGCUGCGAGUUUUGUGAAUAUAAAUGUGCUGAUCCAAGUUGUUUGAAAAGACAUAUUAGAACACAUACUGGAGAAAAACCUUUCAGCUGCGAGUUUUGUGACUUCAAAAGUGCUCAUCUAAGUACUUUGAAAGCACAUAUCAAAACACAUACUGGAGAAAAACCUUUCAGCUGCAAGUUUUGUGACUUCAAAAGUGCUCAGUUAGGUACAUUGAAAGCACAUAUCAAAACACAUACUGGAGAAAAACCUUUCUGCUGCGAGUUUUGUGACUUCAAAAGUGCUCAGUUAGGUAAUUUGAAAGUACAUAUCAAAACACAUACUGGAGAAAAACCUUUCUGCUGCGAGUUUUGUGACUUCAAAAGUGCUCAGUUAGGUAAUUUGAAAGCACAUAUCAAAACACAUACUGGAGAAAAACCUUUCCGCUGCAAGUUCUGUGACUUCAAAAGUGCUCGGUUAGGUACAUUGAAAGCACAUAUCAAAACACAUACUGGAGAAAAACCUUUCUGCUGCGAGUUUUGUGACUUCAAAAGUGCUCAGCUAUGUACUUUGAAAGCACAUAUCAAAACACAUACUGGAGAAAAACCUUUCAGCUGCAAGUUUUGUGACUUCAAAAGUGCUCGGUUAGGUAAUUUGAAAGCACAUACCAGAAAACAUUCUGGAGAAACAACUCCUAGCUAAGCAUAAUUUCGUCAACCCUCACUUUCUUAUCAAACUUUAUCAAAACAGUUAUCUACUCUACCUCGAAUCUUUGAUUAAGCUUCAUCUUCAAUUCAUUCAAUUUAUUUCAUCAAUAAGUAAUAACUUUGAGGGUAAAUCCUGCAGUGGAGUCUGCCAUAAAUGAGGUUAGUUGUACUUUCUUUCUGACUUCAAAAAUUUUGAAAUUUAAAUGUGGAUACAUCAAUAAUUGUCACAGAUCAUAUGAAUAUGAUUUGGAUACAACAGGCUUGGCAUAAAAAUGGUAUUCCAAAUUUCAUAAAGAAGAACAUUUUAUAUGUUUUCUCAAUCCAAUUUUCAAUAUUUUGAAUCUUAUUCAAGGACUACAUUUUUGUAUCAUACUCUUGCUGUAAAUGAGGCUUGUUUUGGCAUUAAGCUGUAAACCUCUUUUGAGUUAUAUUUGGAAGUAUUCUUAUAUAUUUAAUAGUAUUAUUUUUAGAUAUUAUAAUAUUGUGUAUGUUUUUGAGAAAUGAAUUUGAAAAAAAUUUGAAUAUUAUCAUUUUUAUGUGAGGUAAUGUAUUUCUAUAUAAACAAAUAACUAUGUGCAAUAAAAUAUAUUAUGUUUCCUGUUGAGAAUACAUGAA